AUGGAGAGAUUCUUUGUUUGCGUGCGUGUUUUGGUAACGGUAUCUGCAGGGCCUGUACGGGAUACCGCGCGUUUAGAGCUAAGCUGCUGCGCCCGGUUUCUAGGGUGUCGUUCACUCGUCCCUCGGGAACGGUGUAAGAGGCGAGCGAAGCGACCUCUGGACUCUGCUGCCUUGAGUACGAUGUGCGGGCCAUACGGGAAUACGGGUAACUCGUCACCCUCAUUUCCCGGGUUGUCAUAUUCGACGCGAGAGUGUAAGUUGAGCUCCAGUUGGUGUUUGGACGCUUAUGGAAACUUAACGGGAAAGGGGUAG
Molecule: messenger RNA, 312 nt
Organism: Colletotrichum tamarilloi
Lineage: Eukaryota; Fungi; Ascomycota; Sordariomycetes; Glomerellales; Glomerellaceae
Exons: 1
Coding region: 1-312 (103 amino acids)
Source: RefSeq, a predicted model, not a curated record